AUGGCUAGCCGCCUUCUGGAGUGGCUCACCGUCACCUCACUGCUCUGCUCGUCGCUCGUGGCUGAAAAGAAAGUGUGCCAAGGCAUAACCAACCGCUUAAAUUUGUUGGGGUCCAGAGAUGACCACUACUUGAACAUGGUAAGGACCUACAGCAACUGCACUGUGGUCCUCGAGAACCUGGAGGUCACCUACAUGGAGGAGCACCAUGACUUGUCCUUCCUCAGGACGAUAGAAGAAGUGGGCGGCUAUGUACUGAUCGCCCUAAACGCCGCAUCCAGGAUCCAGUUGGACAACUUGCGCAUCAUUCGUGGCCAUUCGCUGUACGAGGGAGACUUUGCUCUCGCUGUGCUGGCCAAUUAUAACAAGACCACAGGUCGUAAGACCAGCGAGCUUCUCUUGACCAGCCUUACAGAAAUCCUCAAAGGAGGAGUCAAAUUUGGCAACAACCAGUUGUGCAAUGUGGAGACCAUCCAAUGGUAUGACAUCAUCAACGAGGAAACUAAACCCAAAAUGAAACUGCCAACAGCUAGCAACAAUCCGCUUUGUAAAAAAUGUGACAAAAGCUGCUUCAACGGUUCCUGCUGGGCACCCGGACCCCAUAACUGUCAGACUUUAACUAAACAGAACUGCGCACAGCAGUGCUCCAAGAGGUGCAAAGGACCCUCACCCAGCGAUUGCUGCAAUGAGCACUGCGCCGCAGGAUGCACGGGACCCCGGCCCACGGACUGUUUGGCCUGUCGGGACUUCCAGGACGACGGGGUGUGCAAGGAUUCCUGUCCGGGCCUCAUGCGCUAUGAUCCCAACCAGCACCAACUGGUACCUAACCCACAUGGGAAGUACAAUUUUGGAGCCACCUGUGUUAAAAGCUGCCCACAUAACUAUGUAGUGACAGACCACGGAGCUUGCGUGAGGACAUGCAGUGGCAACACUUACGAGAUGGAGGAGGGCGGUGUUAGGAAGUGUGCCAAAUGCGAUGGACUGUGCCCCAAAGUGUGUCACGGACUUGGAACGGGCAACCUGACAAACACGAUUUCCAUCAACGCCACCAACAUUGACACAUUUAAAAACUGCACCAAAAUCAACGGGAACAUCGCUAUCAUCCGCACAUCCAUUCUCGGGGAUGCGUAUACCAACACACCAAAGAUGGAGCCAGCCCAGCUUGAUGUGUUUAAAACAGUUAAAGAAAUAACCGGAUACUUGUGGAUUCAACAGUGGCCUACAAGCAUGAAUGCUCUCAGUCCCUUUGAAAACUUGGAAAUCAUUCGAGGACGAACCAAGAAGGGGAGCCGCAGCUUAGUUGUGGCCCAGCUGGGCAUCAGCUACUUGGGCCUCCGCUCACUCCGAGAGAUCAGCGACGGUGAUGUGGUCAUUAUCAAGAACCAGAACCUCUGCUUCACCAAUAAUAGCCACUGGAAGGCUCUCUUCAAGUCCACAAGCCAGACCACAACCAUCAACGAGAACGCAGACACUAUCAAAUGCGCUGAGAGAAAUGAAACAUGUGAUCGGAAAUGCACGGCAGACGGAUGCUGGGGUCCCGGACCUAACAUGUGCUUCGCUUGCCGGGACCACAGUCGUGGCGGCAGCUGCGUGGACUCCUGUAACAUUCUGGAUGGGGAGCCACGGGAGGCCGUCGUGAUGAAGAACUGCGUCGCUUGCCACCCGGAGUGUCAUCCUAUGAAUGGAACAACAACUUGCAGCGCUCCAGGUUCCGCCAACUGCACUAAGUGCGCCAACUUCAAGGAUGGACUCUUCUGCGUGGCCCGCUGUCCUCAAGGCGUGCCCGGCAAAGACGACACACUUGUGUGGAAAUACGCCGAUGACGCCAACGUGUGCCAGCUGUGUCACCCCAACUGCACCCAAGGGUGCAGAGGGCCAGGUCGUGAAGGUUGCCAGGGGAAAACGUCUUCAGGACUGUCCAUGAUUGCAGCCGGGGUGGUGGGCGGCCUCUUAGCAGUCCUUUUGGCGAGCCUAUCUGUUGUGGUGUUGUUUCGCCGACGGCACAUCAAGAGGAAGAGGACUAUGCGGCGACUCCUUCAGGAGAAAGAGUUGGUUGAACCGCUUACUCCAAGCGGUGAAGCGCCCAACCAAGCUCUACUCCGUAUCCUGAAGGAACCCGAAUUCAGGAAAAUUAAAGUUCUUGGAUCAGGAGCGUUUGGUACAGUCUACAAGGGUCUUUGGGUGCCAGAGGGAGAAGAUGUGAAGAUCCCAGUGGCCAUCAAGGUUUUGAGAGAGGCCACGUCGCCAAAAGCCAACAAAGAGAUUUUAGAUGAGGCAUAUGUGAUGGCCAGCGUGGAACACCCGCACGUUUGCCGUCUUCUUGGCAUAUGCCUGACGUCCACUGUGCAGCUCGUCACCCAGCUGAUGCCCUUCGGCUGCCUGCUGGACUACGUCAAGGAGAACAAAGACAACAUUGGCUCGCAGUAUCUGCUCAAUUGGUGCGUGCAGAUCGCAAAGGGUAUGAACUACCUAGAGGACCGCCACUUGGUCCACCGCGACUUGGCAGCCAGAAACGUUCUUGUGAAGACUCCCCAGCAUGUCAAGAUCACUGAUUUUGGCCUGGCCAAGUUGCUCAACGCCGACGAGAAGGAAUACCACGCAGAAGGAGGAAAGGUGCCCAUUAAGUGGAUGGCUCUCGAGUCAAUCCUGAACAGGACGUACACACACCAGAGCGACGUGUGGAGUUAUGGCGUGACCGUGUGGGAGCUGAUGACAUUCGGGACCAAGCCGUACGACGGCAUUCCGGCCAGUGACAUAGCCGGCGUGCUGGAGAAAGGCGAGCGUCUGCCUCAGCCUCCCAUCUGCACCAUCGACGUCUACAUGAUCAUGGUCAAAUGUUGGAUGAUCGAUGCGGAUAGUCGACCACGUUUCCGUGAACUAAUGGCAGAGUUCACCAAAAUGGCGCGGGAUCCUCCCCGUUAUUUAGUCAUCCAGGGGGACGAGAGCUUGCACCUGCAGAAUCCCCCCGAAAGGUUCUACCGUACCCUGGUGAGCGGCGAGGAUAUGGAGGAUGCCGUCGAUGCUGACGAAUACUUGGUACCGCAGCACGGCUUCUUCACCAGUCCGAGCACAUCCCAGACGCCGCUGAUUCACUCCACUAGCUUGAACAGCACUAAUGGGAUUUGUAAUGGCAGAAAUGGAUUACUGAAUGGAGUACCCAGCAGAGAUGGAAGCAUCGUUCUUCGCUAUAUUCCAGAUCCUACAGACAAACUAUUAGAUGACGCUUUUCAACCCGCUCCAGACUACAUGAACCAGAAGACAGGUUCCGACAUGAUGAAUCCCAUGUACCAACACCCCGGCCCUCCCCGCACCAUUCUUCCCACCAUCUCCUCAGAUGACGCUGAAUCCGAAUACCUGAACUGCUUCAACAACGGGCCGAACGGACCCGAGUACCUCAACGAGUUCCCGUCCCACACCAAUGGCACGAUUCAUGCCGUCCAAAAGUACAAGCCUCAGAACAGCAUAGACAACCCUGAUUAUCAGCAUAGCUUCACACCCACCUUUAAGGCUCGUCUAAACGGACACACGCGAGCCGCGGAGAAUGCAGAGUACUUAGGUCCAGACUGA
This is a messenger RNA of Nerophis lumbriciformis (worm pipefish), 3564 nucleotides long. The record is from RefSeq and is a predicted model, not a curated record. NCBI's taxonomy places the organism in Eukaryota, Metazoa, Chordata, Actinopteri, Syngnathiformes, Syngnathidae.